Messenger RNA from Oxyura jamaicensis (ruddy duck), 1428 nucleotides. It is a transcript of the gene TGM1, whose product is annotated as transglutaminase 1. Gene Ontology annotation, molecular function: protein-glutamine gamma-glutamyltransferase activity. The annotation marks the transcript as partial. The transcript has 9 exons. The record is from RefSeq and is a predicted model, not a curated record. Gene Ontology annotation, biological process: peptide cross-linking. Lineage: Eukaryota; Metazoa; Chordata; Aves; Anseriformes; Anatidae.
GGGCUCCCCGCAGACGACAGCGUCUACAUGGAGAAGACGAGCGACCUCAGCGAGUACGUCCUUAACGAGACGGGGCGCAUCUUCUACGGCACCGAGGACCAGAUCGCCGAGCGCCCCUGGACCUACGGGCAGUUCGACGCGGGGGUGCUGGAGGCCUGCCUCUACAUCCUGGACCGCCGCGGGAUGCCCCACAGCGCCCGGGGAGACCCCAUCAUGGUGUCCCGCGUUGUCUCCGCCAUGGUGAACUCCCUGGACGAUAACGGGGUGCUGGUGGGCAACUGGACGGGCGACUACGCGCAGGGCACCAACCCCUCGGCCUGGGCCGGCUCGGUGGACAUCCUGCGGGCCUACCACCGCGGCGGCGCGCCCGUGCGCUUCGGCCAGUGCUGGGUCUUUGCCGGCGUCAUGACGACGGUGCUGCGGUGCCUGGGGCUGCCCACCCGCACCGUCACCAACUACAACUCGGCCCACGACACCGACGUCUCCCUCACCACCGACAUCUACUUCGACGAGAACAUGCGGCCCAUGGAGCGCCUCAACACCGACUCCGUCUGGAACUUCCACGUGUGGAACGACUGCUGGAUGAAGCGCCCUGACCUCCCCGAUGGCUACGACGGGUGGCAGGUGGUCGAUGCCACCCCACAGGAGACCAGCAGCGGGCUCUUCUGCUGCGGGCCCUGCUCGGUGACGGCGGUGAAGAACGGCGAGGUCUUCCUCAAGUACGACACGCCGUUCGUCUUCGCUGAGGUGAACAGCGACAAGGUGUACUGGCAGCGGCAGCCCAACGGGGCCUUCUCGGUGGUGCACGUGGAGGAAGGCGCCAUCGGGCGCCGCAUCAGCACCCUGGGGGCGGGCUCGGGGGCCCGCAUCGACAUCACCCACCAAUACAAGCACCCCGAGGGCUCGGAGGAGGAGCGCCGCGCCGUCUCCACGGCCACCUCCCACGGCUCCCGGCCCCGCACCCGGGGGACCCCGUCCUCCGGGGAGGUGACGGUGACGGUGGGGGCGGGGCCGGCGGUGGCGGGGGCGGAGCUAGAGCUGCGGGUGGUGGCCCGCAACCAGGGGGCGGAGCCUCGGACGCUCCGCCUCCGCCUGUCCCUCGCCCCCGUCCGCUACACCGGGGUGGCCGGGGCCGCCUUCCGCCAGGAGCAGCACCGGCGCGCCGUGCCCCCGGGGCAAGAGGAGACGGUGACGAUGACGGUGGGGUACGCGGAGUACGGCCCCCACGUGGGCGACCAGGACGCGCUGAAGCUGUCGGUGGCCGGGGCGGUGGAGGAGACCGGGCAGGUGGUGGCCAAGGAGCUGCGCGUGCGGCUGCAGGCGCCCGACCUCACGCUCACGGUAGGGGCCGGCCGUGUCCCCCGGGUCCCGGCCGUGUCCCCUGGGUCCCGGCCGUGUCCCCUGGGCUCCAUCUUGGUCCUCGUCCAC